AUGUCGAGGCUGGUAAAAGAAUACGCUAAAGUAGCACAAACUCUUAAAAAUGAUCCUACUUUCUCUCACAUCCUUGCAUUAGCUCCGGUAUCCGACGAUGAUCUCAAAAUCUGGGAAGCUACGUUGAAGGGACCGCCUCAAACGGCCUAUGAGGGACAUGUAUUCACUUUACAAAUCGAAAUUGAUGAUCGCUACCCUUUGAAGCCACCCAAAAUUCGAUUUAAUCCGCGAACGGCGCCUCAUUGCAACGUGGACUACGACUCCGGUCGCAUAUGCCUUGAUUUGCUCGAAACCGACCACUGGAGUCCCGCAUGGGACCUACUACACUGUGUACAUGCUAUUUGGCUACUACUUGCCAGUCCAGAGCCAGACUCGCCCCUGGAUAUCGACCUGGCUUGUUUGGUCCGAGCCAAAGACUACGCUGCGCACGAUGCACUUGUGCAGUAUUAUUUGAAUGGUGGUUCAAGAGGUCCUGCUAAGAGGUCUUGA
Messenger RNA from Lachancea sp. 'fantastica', 489 nucleotides. The record is from the annotation of a GenBank genome assembly. Lineage: Eukaryota; Fungi; Ascomycota; Saccharomycetes; Saccharomycetales; Saccharomycetaceae.